Molecule: messenger RNA, 1134 nt
Organism: Zychaea mexicana
Lineage: Eukaryota; Fungi; Mucoromycota; Mucoromycetes; Mucorales; Lichtheimiaceae
Exons: 6
Coding region: 1-1134 (377 amino acids)
Source: RefSeq, a predicted model, not a curated record
AUGGAUCUCGGUGAAAAUUAUAAAGACUUGUGGUCUGCGCGUUUUGCAAAGAUUGUCCGCAAACAUAACUUGACUGUGGCUAAAUCCCAGGUUGACUGGGGUGUGCUGACCACAGCAUUUUUCGAACAUUUAUCCAAAAACCAAUCGGCAACCCCUUCAGAAGCAUCAUCGACAAAAAAUACCACCACCACCAAUAAUACCACCCCGAAACUAAAAGAAGGCGACUAUAAGAAGUUUGACGCGAUGUACCAAAGUCUCAAUCGCAACACCUUUUGGACACUUAGUACUGGGACGGUGGUGGAAGAUAAAGUUAAGGAGCUUGCCAUGAAACUGUCCAACGAACACCCUAGUCAUUCAAUGAUUUUAGACACUUCUGAUCCAGUCUGGCUCGAGUAUUUCACUAAGAGUGAAUUGAAAGAAAUAGAGGAUGAAAAAAAAGUAACACUCUCAGAAUUAUCUAAAAGCAUGCAAACAUAUUUGGAUUGCUACAACGGCUUGAAAAAAUUGGAUGAACUCUGGAACGAACAUACGAAACAUAGCCUCCACCCAAUUCGUGAUGCAGACCUUUACUGGGUUCAUUCAUCAGUGAGGAAUGUGUUGGAGAUCUUGAUGCAUGGCCUGCACAAAAAAUGUAAGACCGAAGCUGAUUAUAUGAAGAGAGCAUGGUCAAUAAUUGACUGUUGUUUCGACAAUGGAGACCUUGAUGUUAUUUCAAGAAAAAUCGGUACAAAAACCGACAUUCUUUUCACCACGGAAUAUUUGGAAUUCGGCACUGUGGAAGCAGGAAAAAUAUCCGAUGUCAACAGCACAAAAACACUAUAUCAAGCAGGCAUGAAGCUGCCAAAGAACUUGAAAGAUAUGCUGUAUGAUCUUGUUCAGGAGUGUUUAAAUAUGCUUCCUAUCGUUAUGGAUUGUCCUCGUGGUUGUGUCUCAAGGAUCAAUCGUCCAGCUCGGUUUCAUCAUUAUCCAUCCACUGCAUCCGAUUUUCUGAAGAAGAUCAAGUCCAUCAUCCGAGUCAUUUACCAUACAAAAAAAACAAUGACUGACGUGUAUGAUUUAUUGAGCGAGACUGAAGAUGAAAACGAAUAUGGUUCUCAGCGACCUAUUCUUCUACCGCCAUCAUUCAUCCAAUAA